GUAUAUUUUGCGCGAAUGUACGAGUCUAUAUCGCUUGUUUUCAUUGAAGAGCAUUCAGUCUAAGAGCACACUUUGCACGAGAAACACCUUUGAAAAGGCGCGCGUCGCGUUCUUCUACAUAGAACUAAAUAUAGCUGAAAAAAUAAUAAUAAUAAAUACAAAUCACAACGCGAUAAACGUGAAUUUUUGCUGUGUUUAUACAAACAGCUGUUAAUAUUUAUUUUAUUAUUAUUUAUUUAUUUUGGAAUUAUUGAACAGAUUUUUUUCUAAAAAAAUAUUUAAGAAAAAAUUCUUUUUUAGACAAUGCUAAUUUUUUAAAUUGUCACAUGCUGAAAAUAAAAAAAAAAUAUUAAGUGUGAUAAGUGACAAAGCAAAUUGUCUCUCAACUAUCAAUAUUUGAAUUAACUGAAUAAAUAUAACAAAACAAGAGAGAACAAGAGAUUGAUAAUCUUGAUCAGUAUCUCGAUUACGUAAGAAACGUUUGAGAAUCAAAUCAAAUUAAUCGAGCAAAUAACAAAAAAUGGAUAACGAAGAUAUGAUUCGUCCCUCGAUGACGACUCAAACGAGCAUGCAGCAAACAGAUAACAAAAGUAUGCAAGUUCAAAUGUCUAAAGAAGACAGCGACAUCGAGGAAGAUGACGACUUUGUACUUGCACGCUUCAAUGAUCGUUUCAACGAUUUGCGACGCUUUGACAAAUACUCCGACUGUUCCUUCAAAAUUGAAAAUCGAAUAAUAAAUUGUCACAAAUUGAUAUUAACUGCUUGUAGUCCCGUAUUCGAAGCUAUGUUCUAUGGACCAUUAGCUGAAACCCAUGCAAUUCGAAUCGACGACAUUCGUCGAAAAGUCUUCAAUAAAAUGCUGGAUUUCAUUUACACGGGACGACUUGAUGCCGGAAGCUCCGUUCAGGAGUUGCUCGAAUUGUAUUAUUGCGCUCAAAAGUACUUGAUCGAAGGUUUGGAGCGAGUUUGCAUCAAAUAUUUGUAUGAAGUGACGACAAAAGCGAAUGUUUUAAAAAUUCUGCGGAUCGCUGUUGAAAUGAGUCUCGAGGAAGUCGUUUAUUCCGUGAUUUAUUCGAUCAAACAUUGGAUGUCGGAGGGCGAAACCUUCGCAAAUUUCUUCAUGCAAAAAGGACACACGAGAUUAAGUCCGAAAAUUGUGGGGCUUCUCGUCACGGAAGUCUUUGAAUUCAAGGAUUACAACAGUAUUUUGUGUUUUGUUCGUGCUUGGUGUCUGUCGGAAUGUGCCGCGCGUCAAAUCGAGCCCAAACAACGUCACAUCAAACACAUUAUCGAGGAAUGCGGUUUACCGAAACCCGUUCAAGACGCUUUCGUUUAUCAAAAUCACGCAACCGCGAAAGAAGCGAGUGGCAGCAAAACUUUAAUUCAGCGAAUUUAUCACAAAGCAGCUCGUCCUCUCGUGAUCGGCGAAGAAAACGAGACAAAAUCCAGUUUUUGGUUCGAUCAAUUCACCUCGGUGUCGGCAUUUAGCAUCAACAGUCGUCUUCUCGGGGCACAACAAAACAUUUCCGCGAACGAGACAUACGACGAGGAAGUUUAUCUCGAAAUCUGGGCAAAUGCGGAUAUAAUUCACUCGAAGGAGCACGUAAUCUACAAUGCGGACUACAACAGCACGAUAUGCAUCAAGUUGGCAAAUCCUUUGAUAUUUUUCCCCGGAGUCACGUACACGCUCAAACUCAAAUGGGGCGACGAGCAUGCCGAUGCGGAAUAUCCGCGGAGUGUCUUUGCGGAUGUCGCCAAGUACAAAGGCAUUCGAAUAACGUUCAGCGAGGCAAAUGAGAUGGAAUUGCUGCAGGGAAGUGUUCUCAAUGGAAUUGUCUGUGAUACGGAUGAUCUUGGAAAAUGGUGAAAAUGAGAGAAAAUUUUUAAGUUUA
Messenger RNA from Culicoides brevitarsis, 1892 nucleotides. RefSeq lists its product as uncharacterized. Gene Ontology annotation, cellular component: cytosol. Gene Ontology annotation, biological process: neurogenesis. The transcript is spliced from 3 exons. Bases 521 to 1867 code for a protein of 448 amino acids. The record is from RefSeq and is a predicted model, not a curated record. Lineage: Eukaryota; Metazoa; Arthropoda; Insecta; Diptera; Ceratopogonidae. Gene Ontology annotation, molecular function: protein binding.